Messenger RNA from Dictyostelium purpureum, 597 nucleotides. RefSeq lists its product as uncharacterized. The record is from RefSeq and is a predicted model, not a curated record. Lineage: Eukaryota; Evosea; Eumycetozoa; Dictyosteliales; Dictyosteliaceae. The transcript has 2 exons. Bases 1 to 597 code for a protein of 198 amino acids.
AUGGAAAAUAAUAAUAAUAAUAAUAAUAAUCAAAAUAAAAAUAAUGAUGAUAAUAAUUUAUCAAUAUGUAUAGAUAUUGAUGAUUCAAAUAUUAAUAAAAAUGUAACAACAAAGAGUAUAGAAGAAAUUGACAACGAUAAUGAGAACAAUAAUAUUAAAAAUAAUACAUAUAUAACAAAUACUAUUAAAAACUGUAAAAGAAUAAGAAAAUUUUUUAAUAUGGAAAAAAAUGAAAUCCCAAUAGAAUUUAAAUUAUUUAAAAAAGAUGAAAUAUAUAAUAAAUUUAUUAAAGAGUUAAAUAAUAUAUACGAACCAAUUUACAUUGUACUUUUUCCAAUAGUGUGUGUUGUAAUGAUGGAUACUUUAUUAGAAAGUUAUAUAGCUGCUUUUAAUAAAGAAUUAUAUGGUUUAGAUAUUCCAAUAGUAUUUUCGAUUAAAUGUGUACCAUCCCAUGAUUUAUACAUUACUUUUCCAAGCUAUCUUAGUGACCAAGAAACAAUUGGUGAAAAUGAAAAUGAGGGCUCAACAGAAAAUACAAUUGUAUCUUUAAAUACAAUGUCAGAAGUAUCCACUGGUGGUAGUGAAGAUAAUGUUUAA